Molecule: messenger RNA, 798 nt
Organism: Setaria italica (foxtail millet)
Lineage: Eukaryota; Viridiplantae; Streptophyta; Magnoliopsida; Poales; Poaceae
Exons: 2
Coding region: 126-584 (152 amino acids)
Source: RefSeq, a predicted model, not a curated record
UGUCCUGCUCGGUUCCCCUCUAGCUCGAUAGUUGCUCGACGCACCUACCGCGGCAGAGUUGCGCAGAGAGAGUCCACGGCACGGCUUGGUUUCAUUCCACCAACCAACCCGAUCCUCUCCCAACCAUGGCCGCGGCCCUCCCUCGCCGGUGGCCCCUCCUCCUCCAGCUGGGUUUCGCUAUCGCCGUCUUGCUCGCGGCGGCCCCGGCGGCCGAGGCGUGGACGGGGGAGAUCCGCGGCCGCGUCGUCUGCGACGUCUGCGGCGACGCCGCCAUCGGCCCCGAGGACCACGCCCUCGAAGGGGCCGAGGUUGCUGUACUCUGCAUCACAAAAUCAGGUGAGGUUAUCAACUACCAAGCCUUCACAAACUCCAAGGGCACGUACACCAUUGCUGAGACGAUGCCAGAGAGCGACCGGUGGGAGUCAUGCUUGGCAAGGCCCAUCAGCAGCUUCCACCAGCACUGCACUCGGAGGGGCGACGCUCACUCCGGGGUGAAGUUCACUUACAGCAAGCCAUCAGGGAACUCGCACACUGUCAAGACAUUCCUUUACAAGCCUGUCAACGCCCCUCUGUAUUGUAGUUAAACAGUUCCAUCAGACCAUCACAGUUGGUUUGAAGGCAAAAAUAGGAACAUACAGGAAGGAUAUGUAUUAGUACCUUGGUUCCAUUUAUAAGUAAACGUAAGUAAACAUGGUUUGAGUUGUAAGUUGGAGUUUCCAGAUGUGAAUGGGAAUGUGUUGUCUUACUAUCUGUACUUGCAAGGAAACAGAUGCCGCAUGCUUCAUGAUCAUGAAUCAG